GCCUGUGUGUGUGAUCCUGUGUGUGAAUCCCUGGCUGCUGAUCAUACAGUCGGUGCUGCUGAUCAUACAGUCGGUGCUGCUGAUCAUACAGUCGGUGCUGCUGAUCCACUGUCUGCUGCUCGAGCUUAAAGGGUGUGUGGGUGAAAGAGAUGGUGCGGUCUGGAGCUGAUAGCUGACGUAGCUGAUAGCUGACGUAGCUGAUAGCUGACGUAGUUGAUAGCUGACAGAGCUGAUAGCUGACAGAGCUGAUAGCUGACUUAGCUGAUAGCUGACGUAGCUGAUAGCUGACAUAGCUGAUAGCUGACAGAGCUGAUAGCUGACGUAGCUGAUAGCUGACGUAGCUGAUAGCUGACUUAGCUGUAGUAGGAUGAGAUGAGAGAGGAUGGAACACACGGACAGCCCCGCCUCCCACAGCAGCGACCCCAACGGGUUCGUCAAUAAAGUCUUCAAUGUGUCUCUGGAUGUGCAGAAUGAGACCGGCACUGUAUCUAUCCAGGAGACUGGGAAGGGAGAGGGACAGGGAGAGAGUCAAGAAGAGGGUCAGGGUCCAGGCCAAGCCCAGGGACAGUGGCAGGGGGAUGGGGAUAGACAAGCAGAGACCCAGGCACCCCCUCAGACCCCUGGGAUGGAUCACCCGGAUGUCAACCGUAGACCAAGAGCUACAGGAGGCAUCUGGAAGAUCUUGACCCGGCGAAAAGCGGCUUCAGAACUGGAUAACAGAAGACCUCACUCCAUGAUCCUCCCUGGAGAGGAGGCCUUUAUCCCUAAACUGUCCUUCGUUGACAAGGUCCGCUCCAUCAAGAAGCUCCGCUCUCCGGGUGUCUUCAAGGGGAGGGUGGGUAAGAUGUCUAGGUCCAGCACUAAGUUCAGAGAUGGAGAGACGGAGGACGACUCGUUCUGCCGGGACUUCCUUCCCUCACCCGCCCUGCAUCCCGGUAGGAGCACACUCCGCCACUACGCCAAGAGGCACUCGUAUGCCGGACAUACCGCCGAGUUCGACUGCUCAUUUGAGGACAUGGAUCUGACAGCUACCCUGGACAGACACCAUCUUCCCUCGCUAGUGGACCCUGCUACCCAGAACGGCUCUAAGCCCACAGAGAGAGUCCCCUACACCAAGAGAUCUCAGGUCCAGGCUCAGGCGCAGGCCAAUCACUCCUCUAACUGUAACACUACCUCAGCAGAAGUGUGUGAGGAGCAGAGUGUGAGGGGCGGCCCCAAGGCCCCGCUAGGUGGGAGGAGGUCUAAGAGAGCUGACGUGUGGAGUUACCUGAGGAGGAUCUCUGUCCUGGGGAAGGGGAACCCGGCUUACUCGGAGAGGAGUUUUGACUCAGAGCUACACACACUGGACAGGACCAUGGACUCUGACUACGGCUCGGUGGACAUCGAGAGCAUCCGGGACUUUCAGCCAGCUGCUACAAAACACUCUGACAGCAAAGGUGGACAUUUUGGGGGUCUGAUUAAGUUCUUCAGCAACGUUGCAGAGACGGCUAGAAAAUGGCGAAUGUCUUCUCACUCCUUCUCUCCUCCAGAGGGGGGGGUGGAGCGGACGCCACUGGACUCCCCCAGAGCAGGGCAGCGUCUGGGGGACUACGUCCACAGUGUGUCCCUGACCCUCCGCAGUGAGGACCAUCCAGAGUGUCCCCCAACACCCGCCUCACCCCUGACCCCUCAUCCCCCUCGCUCCCCUACUUGUGACCCUGCCUCACCCACUCCUCUGAUAGGCAGACGGUCUCCUCGAGUGGUGCUGAAGGCCUGGAGAGUAUGUCCGGACUCACCAAGCGUUAACGGCCUGGCGUGUGUGAGCUCAUUGGAAACGGCCAGACAGACAGACAAACAGACAGAGAGCCAGCCAGUCAAACAGACAGAAAGACAGACACGGCACACCUCUGUAGCCACAGUAGAGAAUCAUGUGCCACACUCAAGGCUGGAGAGAGAGACUCAGAAAGAGACAGUGGGAGACAGAGACCACUUAGAAUGUCUGUCUACAGUGGAAGACAGAGAAAGAGAGGGAAGAGAGCGACACUCAGAAAAUUAUCUGGAUUCCGAGGAUGCUCUACCUGUCUCGGAUCAGACACACCUUCCAAACGGCCAAUCAAAAUUACGGGAAGAAGAGACCGUAGCCACUAGGGAGCCAGCAGGAAACUGCCACCAGGAAGUAUUUAAGGGAGCUCUAUCAGGCAGUGUUUUGAGGAGACCCAGGUCAGUCCAGUCCUAUUCUAGUCCAGUGAAGACCCCUGUCCCUCCCAAGCCCCCCCGCCCUCGCCCCCGUCCCGCCUCAGCCCUGGUCGACCUCCGAGUCUGCAGUCCUUUCCCAGAGGGCUGUGCGUUUGCCAUUACUCAGCAGGCCACAGGGGGCUCUCUGUGCCGGCACAGACGCAGGCCCGGUCCCAUGAUGCACCUCUUGCCGCCGGGUCGGAGACAGGCGGGCAGUCUGGCCAGACCAUGCUCUGUCAUAGAGCCCUCUGUUACCGUGGAGACAGACCCCGCGCAGAGUCACAGAGCCAUGUCUCGUCCCCCGGGGGCAUCACCUUUAGAGCCCCCCCUCAGAGUGUCUCUUCAGAGGUGUCACUCUCUCCCCCCCAGCAGCCUUACCACUCUGGCCCUUUUCCGGGACACACAGCAGACUCCCAGUCAUCAUCAAUGUGUCCUGGUGAUGGAAGGACUGGCAGCUGCAGGAGGAGACUGCUCAGAACAGGCUCUGGUCCACUACAAGUUAACAUCUUGAUAAGUGGAGGAUCUAUCGUCAGCGCUGAGGCAGUAUGGGACCAUGUGACCAUGGCCGACCGAGAGUUGGCGUUUAAGGCCGGUGAUGUCAUCAAGGUGCUGGACGCGUCCAAUAAGGACU
Oncorhynchus gorbuscha (pink salmon) is the source of this 2845-nucleotide messenger RNA. Its product is annotated as rho guanine nucleotide exchange factor 9. Gene Ontology annotation, molecular function: protein binding; guanyl-nucleotide exchange factor activity. The coding region runs from base 383 to 2725 and encodes 780 amino acids. The record is from RefSeq and is a predicted model, not a curated record. NCBI's taxonomy places the organism in Eukaryota, Metazoa, Chordata, Actinopteri, Salmoniformes, Salmonidae. The transcript has 6 exons.